Messenger RNA from Daldinia childiae, 906 nucleotides. RefSeq names its product Metaxin-1. NCBI's taxonomy places the organism in Eukaryota, Fungi, Ascomycota, Sordariomycetes, Xylariales, Hypoxylaceae. The record is from RefSeq and is a predicted model, not a curated record. Gene Ontology annotation, biological process: mitochondrion organization. Gene Ontology annotation, cellular component: SAM complex. The transcript is spliced from 2 exons. Bases 1 to 906 code for a protein of 301 amino acids.
AUGUCUUCAAAACCCCACGGUGCUAUUACUCCAAAGCCCUCUGGCGCAUCGGGCUGGUUAACCAUACCAGCUCCCUUAGCUCGACUCUUCAAGAGAUUUCCCCUCAUAACAUAUCCUCCCAACGAGCUACCUAUUCGUUCCCCUAGAACUAGAGACGUAGCGACUCUAUACGUCUUUAUAUCCGACCAAAAUGCCCUAGAUAGCUUACCUAGCUUCAAUCCAUCUUGCCUCAAAUGGCAAACCUUUCUCAAGCUAUCCGGGGUCGAUUUCCAAGUAAUACCCUCAAACAAUCACGCUUCACCAACAGGCGCAUUGCCGUUUCUGAUUCCUUCGUCGAGUCCUAACAGCUUCGACCCACCUUUACCUAUACCAUCCAACAAACUAGAACAAUAUGCAGCUCAAAGUGGCACACAUAAGAUUUCCGAAGUCCCAAGCCUGAAGCUUGAAGCCUACGAAUCGCUGCUCGACCACCGAAUACGUAACGCGUGGCUCUACUCCUUAUAUUUAUCCAGCCCAAACUCAUCCCUACUUUCGCAUCUCUACGUCACACCGGCUUCCGCAUCACAGAUCGUGAAAGCGACAAUCCUAUACCAAUUGCGUCAUGCGGCAGAGGCUCAGAUAUUAAGAUCUAUAGGGACGCCGGUUAUAUAUUCGAGGAAGCUAUAUGAUGGGGCGAGGGAAGCCUUUGAGGCCUUGUCAACGGUGCUAGGCUCGGGGGAUUGGUUCUUUGAGGCACCAGAGCCAAGUCUAUUUGACUCUACAGUGUUCAGUUAUACACACCUCUUACUCGAUGAGGGAUUAGCAUGGGAAGAUAGGAGGCUUACUGAAAUCGUCAGCGAGUUCCCAAAUCUAGUCGAGCACCGCAACAGAAUAUUACAGAAAUGUUGGGGUCAGGGCUUAGGUUGA